AUGUUAUGUCUGACGACUACACGAGGCUCAGGAACUAACGGCUACAUCCAACGUAACUUAUCCACAGUCCACUACAGACCCCCCAAAGGUGGCCAAUAUGACGAUGCAUCAACAGGGCCAGUAGGCUUUCGUCCUCCAAACAAGGACAUCCUCACCCACGAAAAGAAACGAGCCAUAGAACUCAAAUGUAUCACUCUACGAGACGAACUCGAGUCCCGUGGUACCGUAUCCGAGGACGAUAUUGAUACCGCUGUUGAUAACUUACGUCGUGAAUUACUGGGUCGUCUUGAAAAGAGCACUGGUGAUGCUAAAGACCUGAAAGUUGGGCAAACGCAUCAGUUGUCGGAAGCCAAGGAACGUGAGAAUGAACGUGUUAUGGAGGCUUUUGGGAUUAAGAAGAGCGAAUAUGUGGAGGGCGGAUCUUUUGAUAUGGAGUUGCAGGCUAGGAAGAAGCAGCAGCGGAUUGCUGAACGUGAGGAACGAGUCAAGCUGCAUGAGAAACGACAGGAGGAGUAUAAGAAGCGGGAUGAAGAACGUAAACAGAUUGAGCUUGAGCGCAAAGAGUCUGAGGAGGAUAGGGAAAAACAGAGGAAAAGGAAGGAUGAUGAAUAUAGAAGAGAGGCUGAAGCUCGAAUGGUUGAAGCUGAUCGAGAAGCUCGUCAACGAGAAGAAGGAAUGAACAAAAGACGACGUGAAGACUCCCCAACAGCAUCAAGGAGGCGCAAUCCCACUUCUUCUCCACCCCCUCGACGAAGAAAUGACUCCCCACCUUCUCGAAGAAAUGAUUCCAUAUCUCCAUCUCCUCGAAGAAAGCGUCAAGACUCGAACUCGCCACCACCACGAGCAGCUGCACGUAGAGAAUCAAUACAUAGCAACUCAGACCGAGGAUAUCGUGAUAGGCGUCGAGACUCGUAUGAUGAUAAACUUGGUGCAAGUCGUGAUAGAAGAGAUCAAGUACAGGAACGUAAAGCUAGUCUACCCGAUACUGGAUUUACCAUACGCGGAAGAGCCGAUAAUAGGGAUCGACGUGAUGAGGAUGAAGAGGAGUACGAACGUCGUCGAGGAGACACCGGAUAUGGACGUAGUAACAGAGACGAUUAUAAACGACAACGACGUUAUAGUGAUGACGAACAAGAUAGUCGUCGACCACAACAAUCAGUACCAUCUAUACGAGGCGCUGCAUCCAGAAUAGCCGCAAAACGUGAAGAGGAUGAUAUGAGUCCACCCAAAAAUCCAACCCAUAUGCCGUUACCACGACGUAACCAGGCAUCAUCUUCUCCUCCUGCUAGAGCUAAUAGUGGCAGUAGACGAAGGCAGCUAUCAGAUUCUGAAGAUGAUUUGCGUGAUGGAGGAAGAGGGAGGAGCACCAGAAGAGGUCGUAGUCCGUCUACUGACUCUCGUCGAUCUGAUGGUAGUAGUGAAGAUGGACUUGUGAGGAAUAGGAGCAACGGUAGUAGUGGUGCAAGAGGUAGGAAACGCUCAUACUCUUCUGAUGGGGAUGAUUAUAGAAGAGGUCGUGGACGUUAA
This is a messenger RNA of Synchytrium microbalum, 1527 nucleotides long. RefSeq lists its product as uncharacterized. The coding region runs from base 1 to 1527 and encodes 508 amino acids. The record is from RefSeq and is a predicted model, not a curated record. The transcript is spliced from 3 exons. Lineage: Eukaryota; Fungi; Chytridiomycota; Chytridiomycetes; Synchytriales; Synchytriaceae.